Micropterus dolomieu (smallmouth bass) is the source of this 2523-nucleotide messenger RNA. RefSeq names its product potassium voltage-gated channel subfamily H member 4-like. Gene Ontology annotation, cellular component: membrane. Gene Ontology annotation, biological process: potassium ion transmembrane transport; regulation of membrane potential. Gene Ontology annotation, molecular function: voltage-gated potassium channel activity. The record is from RefSeq and is a predicted model, not a curated record. The transcript is spliced from 11 exons. The coding region runs from base 129 to 1748 and encodes 539 amino acids. NCBI's taxonomy places the organism in Eukaryota, Metazoa, Chordata, Actinopteri, Centrarchiformes, Centrarchidae.
AACAGCACCUGCACUUCAGGCCAUUUCUCUCUGGGUUGUAAACAUGAACCGAGCUCAACAACAACGCUAAGUUAAACUCACAUUCAAAGAAGCCUUUAUCAUUGCUAAAGCCUAAAGUAUGCUGGGAGAUGUGGUUGGAAGCAAGCUUUAUUGAAAAGCCUCUGAGACUGGAGGUGGCAGCAGCGCCGAAGUCGCGCUUCAUUCUGCUCCACUACAGUGUGCCGAAAGCCCUGUGGGACUGGCUAAUUCUUUUUGGCACUUUCUACCUGGCUGUCACCGUGCCCUACAACGUCAGCUUCACGACCGCCGAUCACACCGCUAUAGAUGCACCCUUGACUUUCAUCGCAGACGUUGUAGUGGAAUUGCUCUUUAUUGCAGACAUUGUGCUGAACUUCCGCACAACCUAUGUGGACAAGUCAGGGAAGGUGGUGUAUGACCCGCGCUCCAUAUGCAUUCACUACGUCAUCACCUGGUUCUUUGUGGACCUGGUUGCAGCCCUGCCCGUUGACCUGCUGUAUGCUGCGCACAUCCCAGUGAGCUCCUUCGUCCACCUGCUCAAGACUAUACGUCUGCUGCAUUUCCUUCGCCUGUUUCAGAAAUUGGAACGCUACUCUCAGUACAGCGCCUUGGUGCUGACUUUACUAAUGUCAGUCUUUACUCUGCUGGCACACUGGAUGGCCUGUAUCUGGUACGUGAUUGGACGCAUGGAAAUGGCAAACGUAAAGACUUGGCACAACGGGUGGCUCUUUAAACUGAGCGAACAGCAGGAUAUGCCCUUCUUCAACAGCACGGUGGGGGGCCCGUCGAUGUACAGCUCCUACAUCGCUGCCCUUUAUUUUUCCCUCAGAAGCCUGACCAGUGUGGGCUUUGGCAAUAUCAGUGCCAACACCCGUGCUGAGAAGAUCUUCUGCAUCUGCACCAUGUUUGUUGGCGCGUUGAUGUACGCCCUGGUGUUCGGUAACGUGACCAUCAUCAUCCAGCGUAUGUACUCACGCCGUUCUCUUUACGACACAAGCAUGAAGGACCUGAAGGACUUCAUCCGUCUCCACCAUCUGCCUGAGAAGCUCAAAAAUCGCAUGCUGGAGUACUUCCAGUCCACAUGGUCUGUCAACAGUGGCAUAGAUGUCAACGAGGGAGUACCUCAUCCGUCAGGGCGACGUGCUGCAUGCCCACUACUAUGUCUGCUCUGGGUCUCUGGAGGUGCUGAACGACACCACGGAGAAGGGAACCUGUUUGGGGCUGACCUGCCUGGACCAGACCAGGUGAUCAAGACCAAUGCUGAUGUGAAAGUGCUGACAUACACUCACCUUCAGUAUAUCAAUCUGCGUCACCUGAAAGAGGUGCUGGGACUCUACCCCGAGUAUGCCAGUGUUUUCGCCUCAGGCAUCCGCAACAACCUCACCUAUAACCUGUGUGAGGGCAGCCAGGACCAGGAACCCAGGCGCCCCUCUAUUUUGGAAACACAAGGGGACUCUGAUAACUCCGUCCACCUCACUCCAGCAACCCGCUCCCGUCGCCCUCUCCAGCUACACAGCUUCAGCAGCCCCGUUCGCCGUAUCUCCCAGGGGAACCUCCUGCGGAUUGAGUUGCAGCAGUUCAGCGCACUGCGAGACUGCUGUUUACCAAACCUCAGCCGUGGCCUUCGCGGGCAAAGCUUAUCCCCUACAGCCACCCAAGCCUCAGCCUCAGCUGAGGGAGAGUCAGGGGCUCAGCAAAAGCCUUCAGGUCUCAGACUCCACUCAGACUGAUGAGGUCAGACAGAGCAUCAUUCAACUCAACAACAAGAUGACAACACUAAACCAGAGAGUAUCUGAGCUCACCCGGGGAAUACACCACCUGAUGGAUGUCCUCCAUACCCACGGAUCUGUGCAUCACGACGAAGCCUCCCUUGCCUCAUACCCGUAUGGCGUCCAAAUGCCGAUGGCUCCUGGGAGCCGUGACGGCCACAUCCACCAAAUUGUCCCACCUGCUGGCCACUGGAGCCACAGUGAAGCUGCUGAAACCCAAACAGAGACCCACCUAAGGCCUGAUGGUGAUGAAUCCUCUUGCCUUUUGUCCUGUUCCCCUACAAGCACAUCCACACACAGCCGGCUGGACUCGUCUUCCAGUUCGUACAGCUCCAUUUUAGAAAUAAUCUUACUCCACCCUGCGUCUGCCUCUCCAUCCAUGUUGCCAGACCAUCCUCUUGGAUCCUCCCUGGAUUCAGGAUCAUUGUGAUCAGAUGCUCUCGAGCCCCACCUUCCACUCUGCGACCCAUCUGCCAUAGGACACACCAGUCUGGAGUGCCUCCAUGGAAACCUGUUGAUUGUGUACACAGAUAUGUUUUAAUUUACUGAAGGACAAAUGACACGUGCUUCACCGUGCAUACAAAGAACAGAAUAGAUGUAAAGUAUUUUUUUGUUCUGCAUUUUAUUUAGAAUUCCAUUGAGCAUCUCUAGUUGUUAAAGAUCCAACUAGAAAGAUCCUUCGAGAGAGUUCAAUGUUUCCUAUGUUUUCCUCACCAUUAAAGAUUACGCUGUGAAA